Molecule: messenger RNA, 2305 nt
Organism: Durotheca rogersii
Lineage: Eukaryota; Fungi; Ascomycota; Sordariomycetes; Xylariales; Xylariaceae
Product: Bicupin, oxalate decarboxylase/oxidase
Exons: 3
Coding region: 628-2049 (473 amino acids)
Biological process (GO): oxalate metabolic process
Source: RefSeq, a predicted model, not a curated record
AUCCCCCCGCUCCCAUCACCCCGUCACCCCAUGCUAUGCAGCGUGCUCGACCAUCCGCUCUCGCGACCAAACGUAGGUACAUCGUCACCCAUCGCUAGCCGUGGCCAGGGCCGGGACUGGCGAUCAGGGACUGGCGACGGGGGGUGGAUGCUGGGCUCGGGAUUCGCCGUUCGCUCGGAGUUGUGCAUGGCAUCGUAUGGAUAUGGGCGACGAGGGAUCGAUCGUGUAGGUAAGUGGUCGGUCAUAUCGCCAGUGGCAGCAAGCCUACAGCGACGAGGGUCGGCGCCAGACAGGAAGACAGGAUUACGGCGUUGGGAGCAUCGGCAGCGACGGCAAGUCUUCACAUUCUGCAACGUGCUUGGCGCUGGCGACCAUUUACCUCUACGCAUAGUUAUAUACUAUUAUACACUCUAUAUAUAUACCUACAAGUAUAUAUAUAUAUGUUAUUGGCUGGUUUGACAAACUUCUCUUUGUUUACUCAUGAGCAGCAACAAGCCGUCAUUUCUAGUACGAACCAGCGUAGGAAAUCCCAGCCUGCCUUGCUUACUCUCUCAUUCUUGACUUACACUCGGCUCGACCCCGCAAGUCAAUCCAUUUCCAAGAAACUCUUCCCAAACCUACUCCAAAAUGCAGCUAGGGAGCGGGAGCGGCAGUGUUGCCGCCUGGAAUCUCCUAGCGGCCUAUCUCUCCUUGAGCGGCCCGGCCUUCGCUCUUCCCGUCGAGGACAGCCCGCGCCAGUAUCUCCUCGCCGGGCUCAACCUCCCGGCCAAAUACAGCGCCAACGCCAAGUCUCCCUACACUCCCGACUAUAGGGAUCCGUACGACCGAGCUGUAGAUGCCGUCGGCGACAAGCUGGAUCCGCUCCCCUACCGGAACGGAUGGGGCGCCUCUGUUCUCGGCCCCUGGAACCGUGAACGGUCUCGCCAGAGCCCAGAUCUGGUGCGCCCGCCAAGCACGGAUCACGGCAAUAUGAACAACAUGCGCUGGAGCUUCGCCGAUUCUCACGUCCGCAUAGAGGAAGGGGGCUGGACGCGCCAGACCACGGUUCGCGAGCUGGGCACCAGCGUCGAGCUGGCCGCCGUCAACAUGCGUCUCGACCAGGGCGUCAUUCGCGAGCUGCACUGGCAUAAGGAAGCCGAGUGGGCCUUCAUCCUGGAUGGCGAGGUUCGGGUCACGGCACUCGACUACGAGGGUGGGAAUUUCAUCGAUGAUCUCAAAAAGGGCGACCUCUGGUACUUCCCGAGCGGCGUGCCGCAUUCCCUCCAGGGGCUCGGCAAGAACGGCACCGAAUUUCUCCUCAUCUUCGACGACGGCAACUUUUCCGAGGAGUCGACCUUUAUUCUGUCCGACUGGCUAGCGCACACGCCGAGGUCGGUGAUCGCCAAGAACUUCAACCUCGCGCCCGAGGUGUUCGCCCACAUCCCCGAGAAGGAGAGGUACAUAUUCCAGGGAUCCCUGCCGGGCUCCGUCGACGAUGAGAAGCCGACGGGCAAGGGCGUCAAGAAGUCCAAGUACAACUUCGUCCACCGCAUGCUCGACCAAGAGCCUCAUCUGACCAGCGGCGGGGAGGUCCGCAUCGCCGACUCCAAGAACUUCCCCAUCUCCAAGACGGUGGCCGCGGCGCACGUCCUCAUCCAGCCCGGCGCGCUGCGCGAGAUGCAUUGGCACCCCAACGCCGACGAGUGGUCCUUCUUCAUCCGCGGGCGCGCGCGCGUCACUAUCUUCGCCUCCGAGGGCACCGCUCGGACCUUCGACUACGUGCCCGGCGACGUGGCCAUCAUCCCUAGGAACAUGGGCCACUUCAUCGAGAACAUCGGCGACGAGCCAAUCGAGAUGCUCGAGGUCUUCCGCUCCGACGAGUUCAAGGACUUCUCGCUGUUCCAGUGGCUCGGCGAGACACCCAAGAAGAUGGUGGUCGACCACCUCUUCCAGGACGACCCCGCCAACGGCGAGAUCUUCUGGAACCGGGUCAAGAGCGCCGAGAAGGACGAAGUUACCCUGCCCCGUCUAAGGUCAGGCCAAGAGGACGCCAAGCAGGGAGAGUUGUGAGAGUAUACGAUACGGGAGGGGGGGGCGCUCGGGUAAUAAUAACUCUCUCUCCCUUCUACCGUAAACAGGACUAUUGCAUGAGGUUACAUCCGUACUGCUUUCGGUGGCAUCACAAGUUGAAUUUGAAUACUGGUUAUUAUUCCCGACGAGCUUAUACAAAAUAGUGGUUUCUACAAUAUUAAGAAAGUCCUUUGGUAAAAAUGUAUCGUUCACGUCAAAUCAUAAUAUUAUCCGUAUAUUAACAUUUAUCUCUCCA